AUGUCCUCUACAGCUGUGCCAGACCCGAGCUCAAGCGGGCAAGGCAACGAUGACAAUACUGAAUUAAUUGUCGCGGUUGUUGCACUCGUCAUCUCUGUCUUAGCCUUCGUCAUAGCCAUCCUCCAGGCUCUCCAGCAAUAUCUUGCGACCGCUACCGGCUUCACAUCUUGCAGCGAGGCCGUCAUAGGGAAAUGGUCUCAAUUUGCUCGUCGUCAAAUGGUCUGGACUGAAUUUCGCUUCGAGGUACAAUUUGAGACUCCUGUCAUCUUUGUCGCGAAACCGAGCAAUACCAGAGGCCCUCUGGGCGAUGAUGCUCUGGCCAAGGAUGAAAACAGAAAAAUAAUUAGGUUGGAUGGUAGUAACGCCAACUUCAAAUACACCGAUACUGUCAAGGAAUAUGAUGACAAUUAUAAAAAGAGCACACAGCAAGUUGUGCAUACGGCUGACAAUGAGAAAGCUACUUGGUGCGCUCUUCUCAUGGCCAUUGUUCGGAUGGAAAAGGAAUCUCGCGAAUGGCAGGGCAAGAAAUCAGGAGAAUGGCGCAAGGCAACUGGUCCUCGCCCGCCACUUGAUAGCCCAGUACCCCCAGAGAGUCCUGAUGCUCACCACUCCCUGCUCGUCUGUAUGCAAAGAAAGAGACGUACGUGGGACAGCAUGCCCAAAGACUUUGCAAAACCUUAUGCCACCACCACAAUAUCUCACAUUGUCGAGAUUGCUGCCAUGUUAGGUAUCCAUUGGAGGCAGUUUGACUUGAACAAUGACCAGUACCGUGCCCAGGGGAACGGCUUUGUACUCUACGGCUCGUACACAGAUGGCCUUGGUAUAUGCUUCAAUUUUCAAAAGCAAGGCCCGACUUGGUUUGAGAAAAACCGCAUUGUACCCAGCUACAACGUCAAGCAGCUGUGUUUCGGUAUGGCGCCGACGAUAUUCUACCAAGAGCGCAAGGUAUACGCAGACGAGGCUAAAGGCGCCGAAAGUCUCCAAUUGGGAAGUCUUGCUGAGAUAGCAAAGACAUUGGUGGUAUUUGGUUGUGAUAUUAAUACGGUCAACUACUUCCGCAAAAACACGGAUCAGGCUCGUCACAGCCACCUCUUCGCCGUUCCAUUUGAAAUCCUCGGCAUGGUUGGGGAAAUGUUACACGUGAAGGAUACUGUAUUUCGUAUGCUUCCAAACCCGACAGUCUUCUUCUGGGACCCUAGUACCUUCUCUCUACCAACGCUACUGGCGGAAUACAUCACUUCAUUGCGGCUUCUACGAGAACAGUCUCUGACUGGCAGCGAACAAGUAAAGAGAAUACUUGAAUGGGCAGAAAAAGACAAGAAGUUCCCACUGGUGCGGAGCGAGGGAUCAACACUAGAUGUAUUUGGCGAAGACACCAACGGAGCCACAUUGGUCAACGGCCUCAACCAUCUUCGCAGCGGGAUCGAGUUGUGCGACGAGUACUUUGGAAAUAUGAGCAAACCAAGUUUGUCAAUGGUCAAAAAGGUCGUGCGUGUUCAUAUCCAAGAGGUCAUGAGCAUCCUGCACGAGAAGACUGAGUCUAACGAUAAAGUCAACAAUGAGACGACCGAAGAGGCAUUGGGCGAUGUACCUAUCACCAUCCAUGACAUUGACUCGGCGUCAGCGGAUGAAAGGGAAAGCCUACUGAUACAAAUGUACUUUUCUCGUAUACGGGGUACUGUUGUCCAGAUUGUGAACCAACACAGCCUUCUUGGCAAGUAUGCGAGAGCCAGAAAAGACUCGGCCGCUUCAGACACACGCGAUGUCAACUUCAAGCAUAUCCACAGGCAUGAGCCGAACGAAAUCAACGAAGUCUGGUGCACGCUUGUGUUUCGUAUGCUGUGUUGGUUACAACUGCAUGAUUUCCAUAAGAUGGAUUUGCACAUUAGCAAGAGUGAUGCUUAUGCAAGUCGAAUUCCAGUAUAUAUUAUCUGA
This is a messenger RNA of Fusarium poae, 1935 nucleotides long. RefSeq lists its product as uncharacterized. The coding region runs from base 1 to 1935 and encodes 644 amino acids. The transcript is spliced from 2 exons. The record is from RefSeq and is a predicted model, not a curated record. Lineage: Eukaryota; Fungi; Ascomycota; Sordariomycetes; Hypocreales; Nectriaceae.